UGCAAAAAACCUGGAAGGUAUUUAGACAACUUGCCUCAAACUUCAGUUAUCGUGUGUUUCCACAACGAAGCGUGGUCCGUUUUAUUGCGUACAGUUCACUCUGUUUUGGACAGAUCACCGGAGCACUUAAUCAGAGAAAUCAUUCUAGUUGACGACUUUUCCGAUAUGCCUCAUCUUAAAAAACAGCUCGAAGAGUACAUGGAAAACUAUCCAAAAGUAAAAAUUAUUCGGGCAGCCAAGAGAGAGGGACUGAUACGAGCCAGACUAAUGGGUGCUAGACACGCCUCCGCACCGGUCUUGACUUAUCUCGACUCGCACUGCGAGUGCACCGAAGGGUGGCUUGAGCCGUUGCUAGACAGAAUAGCCAGGGAAGCUUCAACUGUGGUGUGCCCUGUGAUUGAUGUGAUUGACGAUACGACGUUGGAGUUUCAUUACAGAGACGCUGGCGGCGUAAACGUGGGUGGAUUCGAUUGGAAUUUACAGGUAAAAAUAAUCAUUAUAAAAAUCGAGAGAGAUAGCUCUUCGUUGGUGUCAAUACUGAAAAAAAAACAAUAAUACAAUAAUGCGUUA
Molecule: messenger RNA, 570 nt
Organism: Daktulosphaira vitifoliae (grape phylloxera)
Lineage: Eukaryota; Metazoa; Arthropoda; Insecta; Hemiptera; Phylloxeridae
Product: putative polypeptide N-acetylgalactosaminyltransferase 9
Exons: 3
Coding region: 166-555 (129 amino acids)
Cellular component (GO): Golgi apparatus
Source: RefSeq, a predicted model, not a curated record